This is a messenger RNA of Leptosomus discolor (cuckoo roller), 1625 nucleotides long. NCBI's taxonomy places the organism in Eukaryota, Metazoa, Chordata, Aves, Leptosomiformes, Leptosomidae. The record is from RefSeq and is a predicted model, not a curated record.
UUGCUCUAAAGAAUCACGGUGCCAGAGAAGCGGAGGGGGAUGAAGAUUGCGGCAACGGACCAGCUCUGGGCUCAGCAGCGGUACAGGAGGGCGAGCUGCUCCUACAGUUAGCGCUCAACAGCUUUGUGCUGGUGGUGACAUCGGAAGGACUGAUAUUUUACUCCUCACAUACGAUUCAGGACUAUCUGGGAUUUCAUCAGUCCCUCUCUCCCACAGAGGGGAAGAAUCUCAGCUCUUCUGCUGUUGCCUACAAGCCAGAUCAGCUGCCCCCAGAAAACUCCUCCUUUCUGGAAAGGAGCUUAGUGUGCCGCUUUCGCUGCCUCCUGGAUAAUUCCUCUGGCUUCCUGGCUUUAAACCUUCAAGGCAGAAUGAAAUUCCUUCAUGGGCAGAACAAAAGGUCUUAAGAUGCGUCUGCACUGCCACCCCAACUUGCUCUCUUCGCUAUCUCCACCCCCUUGCAGCCCCCAUCCAUCCUGCAGAUCCGAACCAAGAACAUGGUCUUCAGGACGAAGCACAAGCUGGACUUCACCCCCUUGGCAUGCAAUGCCAAGGGUAAGAUUGUUUCGGGCUACACUGAGGCAGAGCUGUGGAUGUGCGGCACCAGCUACCAGUUCAUCCAUGCUGCCGACAUGCUGUACUGUGCUGAGAAGCAUGUCGGGAUGAUGAAGACGGGCGAGAGCAGCCUGACAGUCUUCCACCUGCUGACGAAGGAGAAUCGCUGGAAGUGGGUGCAGGCUAACGCCCAGCUCAUCUACAAGAACGGCAAGCCCGAGUACAUCAUUGUCACACAGAGACCCCUCGUGGAUGAAGAAGGAGAGCACCUCCGGAAACGGUCCAUGCAUCUUCCCUUUACUUUUGCUACAGGAGAGGUGCUCUUAUACCAAAGCGCUUACCCUCUCCCAGGCUUCCCUGACCCUUUUCAGAGGAAAGGGAAAACCAGCAAGUCCAAGAAGACCUCUCACAGCCAUGGAGGGCGCUCCCAGAAGAAUGGCAUUGACCCCAGUUCUCUGCUGGGUGCUGUGAUGCAACAGGACAACGCAGUGUACGCCUCCCAUCCAGCUCCUGCACCUAACCGCUCCUUCAGCAGCCAUUUUGUGGACCAUUUUGAGGCUGUGCCUUUGCUGGAUGCAGGAAGAGAUGCCUGGAGUAUGGGUGCUGCUCCAAUAUCUUCAAGGGGGGACAGCCUCAAAGAGGAGCUGGUAGAUUUACAGCAGGAGGACCCUCUCUUGGCCACCCUGGACUCGCUCUCAAUUAAGAGUGACGAGAGCUGUUCCAACAAUGAGCUCUUCAGUGCACUGGAGGGCCUGGGCUUGAAUGCUGAGGACUUGGAGCUCCUGCUGCUGGAUGAGAAAAUGGUGAUGGUCAAUAUGGGCCCUGACCACACCCUGUCCCUGAACAACUGCCUCACCAGCAACGAGAUUGUCUCCUACAUCCACGCCACUCUGGUGAACAAGCACGAGGAAGAACAACAGCUUGUUCCUGAGAAGCAGCUGAGCCCUGUUCCCUCCAUGCCCCAGGACCCUUUUCUGAGCUCAGCUGCAGGGAGCAUCAGCAGCCCGAUGGAGACCCCUGUGAACUUCUAUGGGACAUUCACCUCCACGCUGAGCCAGGAGAGCAGGCACAUG